AGAUUCUACCAUCCAUUGUCUAUGUGCGUUGAUGGUUGUCGAGCAGACGCAUGUUAAGAAUUUCUGGAGAUUAUUUUGUUGAUAAACUUCUUUAUUUAUUUUAGGAAUAAGACUUGUAUUCAUUAUCCCUACUAGCGGCUAGUACUCGUUUUAUGUGAUAUCUCAAGUUGUAUAUUUAUGUGUCAGUGGUGGGACGCUGUUGUUCGGCGGCAUCUCGCAAUCGUAGUGCUCAAUUAGCUAUGUCUACGUGCCAGUGUCUCCGGGCAAACGAGUGAAAGUGCUACAAAUAAAACGGGUUAACAUGUUAGGGCGGCCGGGAAAAUGAAUGAGCGGCGAUCAGAAAAGCCAGUGCAAUGGAAAACGUAAACUUUCAUUCGGGUGGGGAGGAUAUCGUCAUCGAGCGGGACCUGAUGGACCUGGGCCCGCUGCUCGGCGUCACCAUCAAGGAGGAGGUGCAGGACGAGCUGCCCGACCCGAGCUUGCCGCCGGCCACCGCACGCAAUGCUCGCAGCACGCCAGACGGCGGUGCGGAGGGCGGCGCGGUGGGCGCGGGGUCGCCGGGCGGCGCGGCCGACGCGGGCAAGGGCUCCAGCGCGGACUCGCUGGCGUCGCCCGGCGCGCGCCCCCCGCUGUCGGCCACGCGCUGCGUGCUCUGCAACACCGCGCUGGCGCUGGCUGAAGGCACUCCUAAGCUCAUGGAAUGCCUGCAUUCAGCGUGUGAGCCGUGCAUUAAAGCCAAGCUCGACGAGAAGCAAGCCAGCUCUCGAGACUUCCUAGGUGCAGAGCGCGUAACGGUAACAUGCCCCGCGUGUCGCCUGCAGUGCCAGGUGGCAAAUAUGAUUGACCAACGGUUUGUGAUAGAGAAGAUGGCUGUGGAGCAGGCUGGCAGCAAUGGCGGCGUCAUUGGCGAGCAGCAGUGCAAUAGUUGCGAGGACACGGAGCCCGCCACCAGUUACUGCGUGGACUGCGCCGAGUUCAUCUGCGACAACUGCGUGCACGCACAUCAAAGGUUGAAGAUCACGAAGGAGCACACCAUCAAAUCGAAGGAGGAGGCGGUAGCGGAACUGCAGGCGGCGCAGGGCGGCGCCACCAGCGCUCAUGACAUGUUCUGCGCAGAGCACACGCAGGAGCGGCUGACGCUGUUCUGCGAGACCUGCGACCGUCUGACGUGCCGCGACUGCCAGCUGCAGCACCACCGAGACCACAAGUACCAGUUCAGCACCGAGAUGGCCGCGCAGGCGCGCGCCAACAUAAGUUCGCUGCUAUCGGAGGUGAGCUACAAGCGCGUGCUGCUGGGAUCCGCCAUGAAAGUGAUUCGUGACCGCCAGCAGCUCAUCGCCGACAAGAAGAAAUCGCUCGUGCACGAGAUCACGCAGACUGUCGUUAAGUUGACGAACGCCAUCAACACGCGCGGCAAGCAGCUGGUGCUGCGGCUGAACGAGGUGUGCGACGCCAAGCAGCGCACGCUGACGGAGAAGAAGGAGGCGCUGGAGCAGCUGGCCGGCAUCACGGACCACUGCGUGGGCUUCGUGGGCGCGGCGCUGGAGGGCUCCGACACGGCCGUGCUGCACGCCAAGCGCGCCGUGUGCGCGCACCUGCAGCGCAUCAAGUCGCGCCGCGCCGACAUCCCCAACCCCGAGAUCCCCGUGCGCAUCGCGCUGGCGCUGGACAAGCUGCCCGAGCUGCUGCGCGUGCUGGCCGGCAUCGGCGCCAUCGUGGUGGACGGCAAGCUGGACGCCGGCGCCGCGCCCGCGCAGGGCCCCUACCACCCGCCCGCGCCCCCGCGCCCGAGCCCGCGCCCCCCGCGCCGCCGCCCUCCGCCAUGGUCGCGCUGCAGCACGUGGCCAUGCACCAGGUCUGUAUGCCUCGCCGCCGCCCCUCGCGGCCCCUCGCUCCCCACUAACCCUACUUGUGACUCAUGUGCGACAUUGUUCCAUGCAUCAGACGUUGGCUCGCUACCAGGUCAGUGUGGUCGCGGUGUCUUGUACAGAUUUGAUAAGAGUGGUGCGUUCCCCCAGCAGUCGUACGCGCAGGCGGGCGCGGGCGGCGGCUACCUGCCGCUGGCGGGGCUGCGCGCGCGCCCCACGCCGCUGCGCCAUGCCCACGUGACCUCCACCACGCACCCGCACCACCUGCACGGCAGCUGGCGCGCGCGCAGCCCGCCGCCCGCCGCGCCCCCCGCGCCCCCCGGCGUCAGCGAGAUGAACCUGCGCGGCCUGCUCAACGCGCAGUCGCAGCGCGCCGCGCCCCGCGCCCUGCCGCCCGCGCUGCCCGCGCACCCCGCGCAGCUCGCCAUGCAGCACGCCUACCACCAGAUGAUGGGCGCCUACUCGCCGGGCGGCUACGGCGGCUCCGCGGGCCCCACGGGGCGCCGCAGCGGCGGGCCCCGCACGCCGUCCCCCGCGCCGCCGCCCGCCUACCACCAGCACCAGCAGCUGCAGCACCCGCAGCCGCCGCAGCAGCACCAACCCGCCGCCAAGUGGCACAUCCCGCAGCAAGGACUAGCCAACGGGGGCUUCGAGGCGAGUGCGGCGUCGACCCUGAGCGGCGGGCAGGACUUCAAGAUUACGCUGGGCCGGAGCAACCGCGCGCCCGCCGCGCUGGCGUCCGUGACGUCCACCAACCCCAAGACGCCCAGCCCCAGCCUGGCGGGCGGCGUGCCCGGCGAGCUGGACAAGGUGUGUGCGGCCUCGGUGCAGGACCUCAUGGCCACCAUCGCCAAGCUGGACUCCAACGGCGUGCAGGUGGUGGCGGAGCCCGAGCCGGCGUCGCCCGCGCCGCCCGUGCACUCGUCCACGGACGCGGCGCCCGGCGACCCCAACGAGGACUGGUGCGCCGUCUGCAUGGACGGCGGCGAGCUCAUGUGCUGCGACCGCUGCCCCAAGGUGUUCCACCAGUACUGCCACAUCCCCACCAUCGACAAGCUGCCCGACGAGACCGAGACCUGGCAGUGUCUGCUGUGCGUGAACUUCGCGGAGCUGGCGCCCGAGCCCGAGGCGGCGGGCGGCCUGGGCCCGCGCGCGCGCCGCCUGGUGGAGCGGCUGACGCUGGAGCUGUACUGCCAGUACGAGGCCAGCCUGCCCUUCCGCGAGCCCGUGUCGCCCGACAACGCGCACUACCACGCCAAGAUCCCGCAGCCCAUGUGUCUGGACAUGAUCCGCAUGAAGCUGCAGCCGCGCAGCCCGCAGCGCUACACCCACGUGGCGCAGUUCGUGGCCGACGCGCGCCUGCUGUUCCGCAACGCCUACAGGUACAAUCCGGUGGACAGCAGUAUCUACAAGGAUGCCAAGCGGCUGGAAGAGUUCUUCGACGCGCAGCUGGCCAAGUUCCUUCCCGAGUACGUGUACUGGAGCGGCGAGGGCGAGCCGCCCGCCAAGCGCCCACGCGCGCACUAACCCUUCUCAAGUCCAUUUUGUAAAUAUUACCUUGAUAUUAAUACUUUUUGUCGUCUUAUAUCUUGAAAAGUUCCUUUAUAGCGGCGUAACCGUAGAACGUAGGACAAGGUCGAGGCGUCCGAGACCGCGCGACUUCCGACCGGACUGUUGUGACUGACGCCGUGUUGUUGUUAUGUGACGAGCGCGGUGUACUAGGUUGAUAUUACGGACUCCCGAUACAGUUUGGAUAUUCUGUUGCAAGUUACGUUUGGCUAGCUAAAUAUUAUAAAUAUGUUGAGACUUGUUUUAUGUGAGCACUGUUUCUGUGCGAGGCCACUGUUGUCGGCUAAGCAGAUAAUUUACUCUUAUUGUAUAUCUUGCUGGUCUCGCUCCAGUCCUGUACAUACAUAAUAUAGAUAAGGUACCAUUACAUAGAAUAUCACACUCGUUAUAAUUAAUUAAAUAAGUAUUUUUAUAAUUAAAAUAAUAUUAUACGGUUUUAUCACACUUGUUAUACGCUAAGUAUUAAACAAGGAAAAGUUGCCAAUUUAAACAGAAGUUAAAUUAUGAGCCAUCAAUAUUACACAAGUAAUGUUAUGUUUUAAAUUUGAGAACUAUUUGUCGACUUUGAAUUAUAUUAGCGGUAGAACAUUGAUAUGUAACACAAUUCGCUCUCUGAAUGUGAUUUUAAAUUAAGCCACCUUGUGAUUUACAUUUUUAAAUCGUUUUAUUUUUCUCCUAAGAGUAAAGAUUGUGAAACUAAGUGAAGUACUUUGUUAUUAAAAGACAAUUGUAAAAGUAGUCGUCACGAGAGGCAGGCGGGCAGCAGGCGGGCGGCGGGCCCUGGCGCCGCUCGGUUCCGUUUUAUUGUUGUUAAAGUUGUAUAACUUAGUGGUAACGGGGCGACUUGCAUACCCAACUAUUAUGAUAAUCUCCAUAUAAGUAUUAUUCUAUUAGAAAUAAACCACAUUUAUUGGAA
Trichoplusia ni (cabbage looper) is the source of this 4353-nucleotide messenger RNA. It is a transcript of the gene bon, whose product is annotated as E3 ubiquitin-protein ligase TRIM33. The record is from RefSeq and is a predicted model, not a curated record. Gene Ontology annotation, biological process: positive regulation of DNA-templated transcription. The coding region runs from base 354 to 3395 and encodes 1013 amino acids. The transcript has 13 exons. Gene Ontology annotation, molecular function: zinc ion binding; ubiquitin-protein transferase activity; protein binding. Gene Ontology annotation, cellular component: nucleoplasm; chromatin. NCBI's taxonomy places the organism in Eukaryota, Metazoa, Arthropoda, Insecta, Lepidoptera, Noctuidae.